Messenger RNA from Capronia epimyces CBS 606.96, 933 nucleotides. RefSeq lists its product as uncharacterized. The coding region runs from base 1 to 933 and encodes 310 amino acids. The record is from RefSeq and is a predicted model, not a curated record. NCBI's taxonomy places the organism in Eukaryota, Fungi, Ascomycota, Eurotiomycetes, Chaetothyriales, Herpotrichiellaceae. The transcript has a single exon.
AUGCGGAUCUCGCCAUGGGCGGGCUUGUUGCUGCUCGGCAACACCGUUCUUUCUCACGCAGUUCACGACAAGGCACCGAGGGCGUUGGCGACGAUAACCCCGUGUCCGGCGGCACCUGUCUCGUUCGCGCCCCCGCCGAUCACGGUCACCAGCCAGUAUCAGGAGGUGUCGACCUGUGAGGCCAAAACGGCCUGCCUGAAGCGGAGGUGUACAACGCAAUACUCCUAUCAUACCUACGACUAUGUCUCGACCAUCAUCCCUGGCCCCGACUCUCCGAUCACGGUGACCCGAACGGAUCAGUCGGUGUUGAUCUCGCACUCCUCCACCACCAUUACCAGUACGGCGCUGGUGACCAAAGUUCGGUUUGGCCACCGGUUUACCGCUACAGCAACCGCCUACACCACUCAGGUCAAGGAAUGGAGUGCGUUAUACAAGGACAUCGGCCCUCUGGCUCUGCCGGGAUAUGAGGGUAGCGGCCUCUGCCAGUCCUGCAAAGGUCCCCACGGCGAAAAGCGACAACAGCUCGAGGUGAUCGAGUGUGUCAGCCAUCCGAAAGGGCCCACGGUGUGCAGGGGAGGCGUCGAGGACUGGAUCUAUAUCCCAGCUCCCACUUCCACCUCCAAGGCCACGGCGGUCUGCUCGUCCAAGGCAGUUGCCCCCUCCGCGGGUACCUUUAUCUUCGCAUUCCCCCAGCACGCGCCCCCGGCUGUGAUCCACGUCCCGGCGAGGACGGUCACGUAUACGGUCGGAGGCCCUCAUCCGGGUGUGGCCACCACCACGCUGACCGAGACGGUCACUACUCUCCCGGGACGAGACUGGACGGCCUUUGUAACCCGCAGCUUUGUGCGACCAACCACGUUCGACUUCACCGUGACGGUCACCAAGACCAUCUUCUAUACGGUCCCGCCCUGGGUGGCACCGUGGCCCACGUGA